Messenger RNA from Oncorhynchus masou masou (cherry salmon), 6642 nucleotides. RefSeq lists its product as uncharacterized. NCBI's taxonomy places the organism in Eukaryota, Metazoa, Chordata, Actinopteri, Salmoniformes, Salmonidae. The coding region runs from base 403 to 2466 and encodes 687 amino acids. The transcript is spliced from 6 exons. Gene Ontology annotation, molecular function: protein dimerization activity. Gene Ontology annotation, biological process: regulation of transcription by RNA polymerase II. The record is from RefSeq and is a predicted model, not a curated record. Gene Ontology annotation, cellular component: nucleus.
CCAUCCUCUGCUAGCCCGAAAGCCCAGCCUCCUCGAGUAGCUGGUGCAGUUUGAUAACACGGACCAGGCAGGACUGUAUAGCUACAGGAUUUCAGUGUUUGCAGCGAUACUAGAUACUUUGUUUAAUAGCAUGAUUCGUGUACGAGCAUCGUAGAUAGCUGAAACGCGAUAGCUCCAAGGCGCUGUUUUGGCAAGUCGCCUGUUUUAACCCAUCUAUUGUUGCGCGCGUCUGCCAGCGUUUUGAUUACAGUGAGUAGGAAGGAAGAAAACGCACACACCCCUCCGCUCUUAUGGUAGUGACGAGAGGGAGGCUCGGGAAAAAGAAAGAAUAGGUAGAGACAUCUCGAUUGUUGUCUUUUGGAAAGUUGAAUCUACUUCCGAGGAUAAAGGUUGGUCAUCCCAAUGGCGUCAAUUUCGAAGGUGUCCAUUCUGGAUUACUUCAACAUCGUGUUCGAGGGGGAGAACGGCAAGAUCGAGUCCAACUGUAAAGCAUGCGGCACCAGGAUACAGGCGAAGAGGAGCGUCACAUCCAACUUCGUCACACAUCUCAAGAGGAAGCACCAGGCGAUGUACGAUGAGUUUGUAAAGAAGAAGGAUAUGAAGCGAGAAGCCUACUCCUCAUCUUCCUCCUCCCUCCAUCCCUACUCCUCAUCCUCCCUUCACAGCCUGGCCAACGGAGGAGGCCAUCGCUGCAAUCACUCCAUCACCGCUGGAGGGGUGGGAGUAGGGGGAGGGGGAGGAAGAGAGGGAGCAGGAGAAGGGGUAACGAAGUUCCACAGACACGACCCUCGCCAGGUGCUGAUCUCGGAGGCGAUAGCGAAGAUGCUGGUCCAGGACCUCCAGCCUGCCUCCCUAGUGGAUCUCAGAGGAUUCAGAGAGUUACUGCAGCUGUUAGAGCCUCGCUAUACCCCCGAGCCCCCCAGAUACCUCCACACCCAGCUCCUCCCAGCCUACGCCUACCAGGCCCAGCUGGCCACCAGACAGGCCCUGGCCUCAGCCCUCUCUCUCAGCCUCUCUGUCUCCCUCUGGAGGGGUUUCCUUGGGACCGCAGCAGGGAUUAACACUGGGUACCUGGGGGUGACCUGCCACUUCCUGUCGUCUGAUUGGCAGAUGCGUUCCGCCCUGCUGGCCUGCCUGCCUCUGGUUGGUGGGCUCUCGGCCAAUCGCGUGAUAGCAGAGUUCGAGGAGGUGUGUGUGGCGCACGGCGUUUCGGGCCGAGCGUUCCGUGUCGUGGCUGACCCAUUUCCCGCUGAAACUCACCCCUCAUGCCGCCUACCAGGGUUCUGUAUCCACGGCAACCCGGGAGAUGAUGCCGACGAGGAAGAGGAGGAGAGUGGGGAUGAAGGAGGAGAGAGGGAAGGAGAGGUAGAGCAGGAGGACUGGUGGGAGGGAGGUCUGGGGUCUGGCAGAAUAGACUGUUUCUGUUGUUCUCUGGGUCAGUGUGUGAGAGAUGGACUGCUCUCCUCCUCUCCUCUCCUCUCCUCCACCUUGGCUAAAGCCUCAUCCUUCUAUAACUAUGUCACCUCCGCCGUGCCACACGACAAACUGGUGGGCCUGUUGCGAGGGGGGUUGGGGGGGGCGGGGAGCAGCAGGGCUGGAGAGCGAGACUGGGCCGUACAACUCAAGGUGUUGCGUGGUCUUCUGGACUCAGCAGAGUUCUUGGAGGAUGUCUCUGACCGGGCUGACCUGGUGCUGAGUGGCCAGGAGGUGGCGCUGCUCAGAGAACUGACAGACACACUGGAACCCUUUACUGAGGCCUGGGACAUGGUCCACACACACAGACAGGGUGACAGACACGUCUCCAUCAGUCUGGCUCUGCCCUGUGUCCUGGGGCUCCGUAAGCACCUGUCAGAGUGCGUCUCCCCCCAGCUACCCUGCCUGCUGCUGGGCUUGUCUCAAGCCGUAGAACGCCGCCUGGCUCCCAUCUUGGAGGACCCUCUGUACGUCACUGCCACCACCCUGGACCCACAGUUCAAACUCACCUGGAGCUCAGACCCUGACUGGCACAGACAGGUCCUCCUGGACGAGGUCACCAAACACACACAAACACAGGGCCCCAGCAUGGAGCUCACCCCCCAGGCCCAGUCCCCUGACGCAGCUUUGUCCCCAGCCUCGUCCCCUCUUCCCUCCUCCACUUCGCUCAGCAGGCCCUGCAAGCUGUUCUCCUUCAUCAAGCAAAGGCCCACAGCGCAGGCAAAGAGUGUGGAGCAGGAGCUGGUAGGGUACCUGCGUGAGGAGCCCACUGAGGAGGAGCCUCUCCACUACUGGAGACGAAAGACUAUAGACUUCCCUCAGCUCAGCCAGGUGGCCAAGCGGGCGUUUACUGUGCCGGCUGGGACCUCCACCGUGGAGACCAUCUUUACCUCGGCCAGACACUGGCUCCAACCCGGCAGAGGCAGGGCUCUCCCCAAAAACCUUGAGACACUCAUCUAUCUCAAAACCAACUAUAGGUUACUGUGGACUUAAUGGAUCAGCCCUAAACCCGAGGCACUAACACAGCUACAGAGACACAAACACAGCUACAGGCUGGUAAUGUUGUCCAUGUAACCCGAUGGAGACUCAAACUUGAAGACCAAUUACAGACUACUGUGGACUUCGACACAGACCGCUAUGGACAGAAACACUAUAGUCCAUGUAGCCUACAGGUUUCAGACCUAAACACCAUAAUCCAUGAAGCCUACAGGUUUCAGACCUAAACACUAUAGUCCAUGUAGCCUACAGGUUUCAGACCUAAACACUAUAGUCCAUGUAGCAUACAGGUUUCAGACCUAAACACCAUAAUCCAUGAAGCAUACAGGUUUCAGACCUACAGUGCCUUGCAAAAGUAUUCACCCCCCCCCCCUUGGUGAUUUGCCUACUUUGUUGCAUUACAACCUGUAAUUUAAACAGAUUUUUAUUUGGAGUUCAUGUAAUAGACAUACACACAAUAGUACAAAUUGGUGAAGUGAAAUGAAGAAAAUUACUUGUUUAAAAGAAUUCAAUAAAAUCACAAACUGAAAAGUGGUGCGUGCAUAUGUUUUCACCCCCUUUGCUAUGAAGACCCUAAAUAAGAACUGGUGCAACCAAUUACCUUCAGAAGUCACAGAAUUAGUUAGAUUGUACACAGGUGGACUUUAUUUAAGUCACAUGAUCUCAGUAUAUAUACACCUGUUCUGAAAGGCCCCAGAGUCUGCAAAACCACCAAGCAAGCGGCACCAUGAAGACCAAGGAGCUCUCCAAACAGGUCAGGGACAAAGUUGUGGAGAAGUACAGAUCAGGGUUGGGUUAUAAAAAAAUAUCUGAAACUUUGAACAUCCCACGGAGCACCAUUAAAUCCAUUAUUAGAAAAUGGAAAGAAUAUGGCACCAAAACUCAUGGACCAGGCAAGGAGGGCAUUAAUCAGAGAGGCAACAAAGUGACCAAAGAUAACCCUGAAGGAGCUGCAAAGCUCCACAGCGGAGAUUGGAGUAUCUGUCCAUAGGACCACUUUAAGCUGUACACUCCACAGAGCUGGACUUUACGGAAGAGUGGCCAGAAGAAAGCCAUUGCUUAAAGAAAAAAAAUAAGCAAACGCGUUUGGUGUUCACCAAAAGGCAUGUGGGAGACUCCCCAAACAUAUGGAAGAAGGUACUCUGGUCAGAUGAGACUAAAAUUUAGCUUUUUGGCCAUCAAGGAAAACGCUAUGACUGGCACAAACCCAACACCUUUCAUCACCCCGAGAAGACCAUCCCCACAGUGACGCAUGGUGGUGGCAGCAGCAUGCUGUGGGGAUGUUUUUCAUCGGCAGGGACUUUGAAACUGGUCAGAAUUGAAAGAAUGAUGGAUGGCGCUAAAUACAGGGAAGUUCCUGAGGGAAACCUGUUUAAGUCUUCCAGAUAUUUGAGACUGGGACGGAGGUUCACCUUCCAGCAGAACAAUGAUCCUAAGUACACUGCUAAAGCAACACUUGAGUGGUUUAAGGGGAAACAUUUAAAUAUCUUGGAAUAGCCUGGUCAAAACCCAGACCUCAAUCCAAUUGAGAAUCUGAGGUACGAUUUAAAGAUUGCUGUACACCAGCAGAACCCCUCCAACUUGAAGGAGCUGGAGCAGAUUGCUGUACACCAGCAGAAACCCUCCAACUUGAAGGAGCUGUAGCAGUUUUGCCUUGACGAAUGGACAAAAAUCCCAGUGGCUGGAUGUGCCAAGCUUAUAGAGACAUAUUCCAAGAGACUUGCAGCUGAGAUUGCUGUUAAAGAUGGCUCUACAAGGUAUUGACUUGGGGGGGGGGGGGGUGAAUAGUUAUGCACGCUCAAGUUUUCUGUUUUCUAACCCUUAUUUCUUGCUUGAUAAAUAUGUUGCAUCUUCAAAGUGAUUGGCAGGUGUGUAAAUCAAAUGAUACAAACCCUCUGAAAAUCAAUUUUCAUUCCACAAAAUAGGAAAAAUGCCAAGGGGGGUGAAUACUUUCGCAAGCCACUGUAAACACUAUAGUUCAUGAAGCCUACAGGUUUCAGACUGCUAUGGACGUAAACACUAUAAUCCAUGUUCCCUACAGGUUUCAGACCUGAACACUAUAGUCAAUAUAGUCCAUGUUCCUACAGGUUUCAGACCUGAACACUAUAGUUCAUGAAGCCUACAGGUUUCAGACUGCUAUGGACGUAAACACUAUAAUCCAUGUUCCCUACAGGUUUCAGACCUGAACACUAUAGUCCAUUUAGCCUACAGGUUUCAGACUGCUUUGUACCUAAACACUGUACCCAGCUGACAACGAACAUUCCCACAACUUUAGAAAACGAGUCUCAUUAGGUCAUUAAAUAAUGUUUUUCAUACGAAUGUUCCUGUGAUGUGCAAGGAAUGUUUUCAAAAGACAAUUCAUUUUAAUAUCCAAUAGAACUUGGUUACCAUGUUUUCAGAACUUAAUAUUUCCCCAAUUGUUUUAUUUAUUACACAUCAAGGCCCUGCUUGGUGAACCACUGAUCCCCUCAUAGCUAUUUGUCUGUUGUCAAGGAGACUCACACACACACAGUGCUUUUAACAUACUGUUUUCAACAAACAUAUUUGACACAUUUUGACAAACGUGAUUAUAUAGUGCAUGUUCAUUUGUUACAUUAUUAUUCUCACCUGGGAUUUGAACUCACAACCUAUUGGUUCAUGGUACUCUGAUCUUCCUGCUUCGCCUCCAUGUUGGGUCUCAGUUAAUCUGAAUAUUCUCUCAUUUAUUUGAUAUACUUAUUUCAGCAAUUUAAUGGCUUUCUGUAUAAUUGUCUAACUUUGGGUCAUUUUAACCUGUAUUAAAUGAUACUCCUGAAACACUAGUAUGAUUAUUAAAAUAUUUUCUCGAGUGUAUUUUCAACAGAGUUGAGAUUCCACCUAUCAGGUUGUUUCAGAUCAAAUACCUAGGGAGGAGGGGUUAAGGUUUCUUCAGGACAGGGCUAUACUGGCCCAAUAAGUACAUGUCCUAGAGAUAUCCCUUACUGGGGUAGUGGUUAGGACUUUCAUCAUUAGUGCUGGUGGCCUGGGUUUGAGACCCUCUAAUAGCAGUUAUAUAUUGUUACAACACACCUCUCUGAUCUAAUGAGUUCAAUUCAAUUCAAGGGCUUUAUUGGCAUGGGAAACGUGUUAACAUUGCCAAAGCAAGUAAGGUAGAUAAUAUAUAAAGUGAAAUAAACAAUAAAAAUCACACAUACAGAAGUUUCAAAACAAUAAAGACAUUACAAAUGUCAUUAUAUAUAUAUAUAUAUAUCAGUGUUUUAACAAUGUGUGUGUAUAUAUAUAUACACACACAGUGUUUUAACAAUGUACAAAUGGUAAAGGACACAAGAUAAAAUAAAGAAGCAUAGAUAUGGGUUGUAUUUACAAUGGUGCGUGUUCUUCACUGGUUGCCCUUUUCUCGUGGAGUUUCUCAUUGAAAAGGGAGUCUGUAUGUACUCCUUGAGCACCAACUAUGACUGCUUUUCCUUUACCUCCUGUUCAGUAUUCAUUCUAUAAAGAUGAGCAUCAUGGUUUUCUGGAACUCUACUAUAUCAUUCAAGUUCUAAAAUGGAUGCAGCAACUGCAGAUGUCUCCUUUUAACAAAGUAUUUCUGUGACUGGUCCCAAGGUAUUCUGGUGUGUAUUUAUCCACAUUAAAACUUGGAGACGGAACUCUGUUGUUUUGGUAUAACUGACAUCAUCGUUACUUAAAUGGUAGAUUUGAGAAAGUGAAGCCAUGCGGCUGUAAAUAUAGAAUAUGAAAUGACAUUAACAUACAUUGCUAAGAAUGUGACAGUACCCUACCCCCUCCUCACUAGACCUGAAACAACUUGACAGGUGGAAGCAAUAGGGUGAAUGCACUGAAGUAAAUCUCAGCUGUGUUAAAACUACACUCAAUAAAUGCUUUUAUUGAUCAAAGUGAUUCAGGAGUAUUAUUAAAACAGGUUAUAUGCCUCACCAACAUUGGACAACUAGACACAAAAGCCCUUCAGUAAAUCAAAUCAAUGAUGAGAGAUGGUUAAGAGGAUUCUGAGAUAAUUGUCUUUUAAAGUUUCUAACCCUCAUUGGUGUCAGCCAGUUUUAUCUUGUAUUCGUUUGAAUUUAGCAACAUGAAUUUGAGUCCUAUAUGCACUGAACUAAAAUACAAACGCAACAUGUAAAGUAUUGGUCCCAUGUUACAUUACAUGAGAUUAAAUAAAAGAUCCCAGAAAUCUUC